Theobroma cacao (cacao) is the source of this 915-nucleotide messenger RNA. RefSeq names its product allergen-like protein (gene CLL1). The record is from RefSeq and is a predicted model, not a curated record. Gene Ontology annotation, biological process: stomatal complex development; guard cell differentiation. Lineage: Eukaryota; Viridiplantae; Streptophyta; Magnoliopsida; Malvales; Malvaceae.
UCUUUGACUUGGACUCUCACGCAACAGAAGAAAAGAAGGGAAAAAAAAAACCCUUCAAUAAUAGCAACUCCCCUUCCCUUUCUCAAAAGAAAACAAUCUUCUUCCUCCCUGAGUCCUUAACUCUUUGAGCUGAGUUUUGUAACCUCCCCUCCGCCAGCUCUUCCUCGGCAUGGGCGUAUCCUGCCACCGCCACCACCACACCGUCGUUGCCUUCACCUUUCUCUUAUUUGCUUCUGCUUCAGUCAUCACUCUUUCUCAACUCGGCAGCGGGUUCCAGGAGAGAGAGGGUAGUAAGAAGAGAAGUGGGUCAGGGGUGUUGGACUGGUUCUUGGCUCAGAAACGACUCGGUGGCCCUGGUUCAUCACCACCUUCUUGUAGAUCCAAGUGUGGAAGUUGCUCACCUUGUAAACCGGUUCACGUGCCGAUUCAACCAGGGUUUAGUAUGCCACUUGAGUACUAUCCUGAAGCUUGGCGUUGCAAGUGUGGCAACAAGCUUUUUAUGCCCUAAAAGGAAAAGAAGAGAACAAAGCAAACACAUUAAAAUUCUAAGACCUUUUUCAAAAAAGAAGAAAAAAAAAAUUUUUAUUAGUACUUACUAUAUAUUAUUGCUAUUUUGGUAACUUACACUGUUGGUUCUUUCUAUGUUUAUAUAAUGAUUUUGCGUUUCCUGUGAGAGACAGGAAAGCUUUGGGAAUGUAAGUUAUUUGUAGGUGAGAUUACCAAGAGAGAUCUCUCUCUUUUCUUUUCUUUAGUUCUUCUUCAGCUGCUCUCUCUUUUGCGUAUGAUCUUUUUCCUUUUUCACUUGCAUUAAAGCAAGUUUGUAUGAGACAGAUUGGGAGUUAAAGACUGUAAUUAAGAUUAUGUUUUAUGAGAAACAGAAGUUGCGAGUGUAAUGUUAACUUGUAGUAUCAUGCA